Messenger RNA from Arabidopsis thaliana (thale cress), 590 nucleotides. RefSeq lists its product as uncharacterized. Bases 303 to 590 code for a protein of 95 amino acids. The transcript is spliced from 2 exons. NCBI's taxonomy places the organism in Eukaryota, Viridiplantae, Streptophyta, Magnoliopsida, Brassicales, Brassicaceae. The record is from RefSeq and is marked reviewed.
AUAUGAAAUUCGAAUCAACAUCAAAAAAUAAAAUAAAGCUUAAUCGAAUUAUACACGACUGUGUUAAGUAUAUAAAUACAUAGAGCGCAGAAAGAUUCUUAUGACAAAACCCACACCAAUCCAACUCCCAUAGCUCAAAGUAAAUACAAAAUCCAAAGAAUCACGCAGCUCUCAAGAAUAUAUCAGACACGGAGCAAAAAGGAAAGAGAGGGAGAGAGAUUCAGGGGCCUCGAGGUUUGAAGAAACAGAGGCACCCCUGAAACUGGUCCGGAGCUAUCAUUCCACCACCUUUGCUUGUGUCUAUGGCUUCAAGCAGCUUCACCACCUCCUCCAUCUCCGGACGCCUGUCUGGAUUCGGGUCCCAGCAUCUCUUCAUGAUGUUUGCCACCGCAUGCGGGCAGCAUUUCGGAAUCUCUGACAGAGAGAGAGAGAGGAACCCUAUGAACAACGGCGUGAGAGAUCUCAGCAAAACUACAGUCAGCAUAGGGCAUGUCACAGCAGUAUAUUUCCCAGAGGCAUACCCCAAAGCUAUAGACAUCGCAUUUCCUGUUGUAAGGCUUUCCUUCAAGAACCUAUGCAACAAAAGCUAA